Ornithorhynchus anatinus (platypus) is the source of this 3052-nucleotide messenger RNA. It is a transcript of the gene TNFSF8, whose product is annotated as TNF superfamily member 8. Gene Ontology annotation, cellular component: membrane. Lineage: Eukaryota; Metazoa; Chordata; Mammalia; Monotremata; Ornithorhynchidae. The coding region runs from base 244 to 957 and encodes 237 amino acids. Gene Ontology annotation, molecular function: tumor necrosis factor receptor binding. The transcript has 4 exons. Gene Ontology annotation, biological process: CD8-positive, alpha-beta T cell differentiation; immune response. The record is from RefSeq and is a predicted model, not a curated record.
AGCUCACAGGACCUCUGCAGCAAAAUCCUUGGCAAGAAAAUGAAUUUCUCUCUCCUCUCGACUGCUGCCUUUUGCUUCACGCCCCCGGAGAAGUAUUACUUCAUACGACAGACGGUGAAGCUUUUUUUCCAGAUCACAUGAUCCAGGAUGAAGGGGGAAAAUCCUGGUUGGAACAGAGAUGGGUUGUGAAUGUGAAUCAGAUCUAGGGAGAUAAGGUGUGAUGCAGAGAGGACUAUAUAAAGAAUGUACUCUCCACCACAGCAAACACUCCUCAAAGUGGAUGGUUCUAAUGAAGCAGCCACGAAUAUGUCUGAAGGCACUGUUACCAGCCAGCUCAGAGGCACUAGCCGAACGUAUUUCUAUUUCACCACAGCCACCCUAUCCUUGUGUCUCGUCAUUGCUGUGUCAACCAUAAUGGUCUUAGUAGUUCAGAGGACGGAAUCCAUUCCAGAGUCACCUGGCAAGUUUCCCCUCACCCUCACAGGAGGAAAUUGUUCAGAGGACCACUUAAAGAUUCUAAAAAGGGCUCCAUUUAAUGAGUCAUCAGCAUACCUAGAAGUAUCCAAGCAAAUAAACAGCUCUAAACUCACCUGGAAUCAGGAUAGCGGCCACCUCAAUGGAAUAGAAUAUAACAAUGGGAAUCUGGUGAUUCAGUCCCCUGGUUUAUAUUUCAUCUACUGCCAUCUACACUUCUUUGUGCCCGAGUGCCCCAAGGAUCCCUUUGACCUAAAGGUGGAGCUUCUCAUUAAUGAUGAAGUCAAGAAACAAACACUGGUUACUCUGUGUGAAUCAAAUCUACGAACUAAGGGUAUCUUCCAAGACCUCUUCCAAUUCCUUCUGGGAGACCUAAAGGCCAACAACACUGUAUCCAUCCAGGUUAAUAAGUUCCAGUAUGUGAAUACAAAUGAUCUUCCUCGUGACAACGUGUUUGGAACCUUCAAAUACAGUUCAGACUGAGAGAUCCCACAAACUGCCAAGAGAUGCCGUCACUCCUAGGGGGCAUUGUCUAAACUGAUGUACCUUUCUAUUGAAUCAGGGAGCAAAAAUGCAUUUUUUUUCAGCCAGAGACCAUAAUACCAAGUUUGAAAUCCAAAACACUGUAGAACUUAUAUGCCAACCUACCAAAUUAAUCAGGGGACCAGUUGGGGGUGCUGAGAUGACCCAGUGGACAUAGUGGAAUUGUCUCUCAGAAAGGAAGAAGGAAGGACUCCAGUCAUGCAGGAAUGACUCUCCCCAGAUGUUGGCGCUGGAAGCAGACAAAAAUCAAGACUCACCAAAAUACAUCAAGCAAAGUGUAGUGCGGGGGGCAAGGCCUCACAUCAAGAUACUUUCAAGUGGAUUGUGGGCCAGCUCCUGAAUACUUCCCUGGCUUAUGACAACCAGCAGCCCCUCACCAGGUCUGAAAAUGAGGGUAAAAGUUCUCAGGUUUCGCUCCCUACACCAUAAUGGGGAAAAAAAAAAACAGUGGCCCAGCAGGUAAAAUGCAUUUCCCCACCUAUAAUUGUCUAGCCUUGAAGAAGUAGGAUUAAUACUGCCCAUAUCAGAUAGUCUUAUUGUAUUUAAGAUAUUCUUAUGGGUGAACAUAUUUAAAAUGAGAAACAAAGGCAAGGCUACCUGGAUGUAUAGGAAAGCUCUGUAUUUAUUCCUACUAGGACUGACACUGAAUCAAAUAUUUACCUAGGCAAACAUUUAUCUGCUCUCUGCCACAAAGUAUCCAAAGCCUCUAGCGCAGGAUGCAUACCUCAGUGGGUAUAGAAAUAUAUGAGGAGGAAGAUGGAGAAUGAUGGUGGUGGAGAUGGUGAUGAUGGAGGAGAGGAGAGGGAGCAGGAGGUGGAGAAAGAAAAGAAGAAAUUAGCACAGUCCUAUAGAAGAGUGAAAUGCAGUCAUAGAGAUUGGGGAUGGCCACUUGUCCAAGUGAGAGCCCCCUGAUACCUCCCUGUCUAAGCCACUUGUUGGGCAGGGAUUUUCUCUAUCUGUUGCCCAACUGUACAUUCCAAGCACUUAGUUCAGUGCUCUGCACAUGGUAAGUGCUCAAUAAACACGAUUGAAUGAACUACUUCCAGGGUUCAUGGCUGCAGGGGUGAGUCAAUGCCAUUGUCUUGUGGUCAACACCCUCUACCCAGCAACUCUCUCCUGCCCUUCUGAGGCUCCUGCUGGCAACUGCUUGAUAGCACAUGACCAGAAGGGUUGGUUUUGCCCGCAUGGUGGCUGUGAUUGAAUAUCAUCCCCAGAGCAAUGAAAGGCAUUCCUACACCAUAACACCAUUCUGUUUUCCUUAUUGAGUGGAGGCAAAGAAGAGUUGAAUCGUGGAAUGAAUUUAUGUAGAGCCCCUUAAAUGUCUAACUAGAGCCUAGUGAUUAGAAAGCUUCCAUUGGCAAAACUCAGAAGAGGUCAAAGGCUCUGACCUAAAGGCUAGAGAAAACCUCUGGACCUGAAACUCUUCCCUACACUCAUAACUCAUGACAAACUUUUGUUGACUUCAGUAAGGAAAAAGGAUCAGUUUGCUUUUUCAACAUCAGUACCUAAUGGAACCAGGGACCAUUUUGGAUUGGGUUUCAGUCAUUUUUUUCCCUUCCUUGAAUUUAAUUAUCAUGGAAACCAAGCUUGACCUUAUAGAGCUACCUCUGUAAACAUCCACUGUUUGAGGAACAAUCAGUACUAUUGAUUAAGUUCUUCCCAAGCAUUUCUGGAAGAACACUGUCUAGAUCAAAGUCCACACAUAGUAAGACGAGUCACAUUUUGAACAAACUUCCCAGAUGGAUUGGCUAAAACUUGUCUGGCUUGUGGAAUUGGCUUUCAACUUCACCUGGUUAAUAGUAUUCCCCAAGGGACUUGCUAACCAAGCCCAAAAUAUACAUUCUCUCGGGCUGGCCUGCCACAGGAAGUGAUCUCCCAGCCUCCUCUGCUCCUCACCAAGUAUUCUCACAGUACAUUUCUAUCUUCACCACUGAUGUGCACUACUUACCGACAGCUGAUAAAGUGAUGAGAUAGCUGCUUUUGCCUGUCACUUUUUUCCUUAAUAAAGUAAACUACUGUUUGUGUCUACACUGUA